AUGGAUGAUGCAACCUUUAUAGGAUAUAUUCAUUUCAUUAGAUAUAUUAAUGUUAGGACAACACCAAAGAUUAGAUUAUUGGUAGAGAUAUUCUGUUUGUUUGUCAUUGCUAUCUUUUCAGCUGCUCUAUUAUUAUUACAUACUCAAUAUGUUGGCAAAGCAGAUUGUAUUCUAGAAGUAUUUAAUAGUAAUUUCCCAAAGUAUAAAUUUGAUAUACUUUCCAUUCAUAUUAAAGAAGAAGAUCUUGCAUAUAGUCAUUUAAGAGAUAUUGUAUUAUCAGGAUCAUCACAAACUACUGGUAGUAGUGGUAGUAGUGAUUUGGAUGGUACUGAAGAAGAUGGAGGAGAUAGGGAGAAAAAAGAUUAUCAUUGGGAUCCAGUAAGUGGAACUACAAUUGGAGGUAAAAGAGUACCUGGUGGUGGUGGUAGUGGAUCAUCAAAGAUUGGAGAUAAUUAUCCAUUUUCUCAACCUAUAGAAGAUCGUCAUCAUCAUUUGAAAAGACCUAAUCCCAAUUUAUAUGAAUCAUUACAAUCAAAGAAAAGAGUGGUAGCAACACAAGAAGAGAAUAUGGAGCUAUUGAAUCUAUUUCUUUACGAGACUCAACAGAAAUAUGAGUUUUCAUUACAAAAAGGAUUCUUACUUCUCUCACCAGACAUACGGACAAUGUACAACAUUACAACAUUUCAAAUCAAUAUAUUCACCAAUCAAACUUGUCUUGGUGGACCAUACCACAAGAUGCUUAUUAAAUUACUAGGUUAUGAUAUUGUUAUUAUCAAUAAUUUGGUUAAUAGUUUUAAAGGAAAUGGUUAUUUAAAGAUAUUUGAUGAUAAUUCUUUAAUUAAUCUUUCUCAAUAUUCUUCUCCUGAAAGAGAAUUUUCUUAUGAAUAUAUUAUUUAUUUAAUUCAAUGUAUAGUCAAAGUUAAUUUAAUAUUUUUUUCAACUAUUAUUGUUUUUGGAAUUGGUAGAAUUGGAGUAUUUUUCUUAUCACGGUUUUUUGAUGCAAGUCCUCGAGGGUUUCAUGUUUUAAUGAUUCAUAAUUGUAUCAUUGGAUUAAUUUUUGUAAUUGUACAGAUUGGCAACAUUUAUUUAUUCUCAUAUUUCCUAUUACCAGAAUAUCUGGUAUUUUUAAUUUGUUCUCUUUUUUCUUCCUAUGUUUCAACUUGGGGAUUAAGAUCAAAAGAAAGUAUAAAAUAUUAUCCAAUUAUGUUUCUUGGUAUUUUAUAUCUUUUAGGACACUAUGUUAUGAUAUUUCCAUCAGGUUUUCAUAUGAUAUCUUUUUGCUUAUCAUAUACAACCACCGAGUAUCUACUAGUUUUAUGCAUUUUAAAUUUCGAAUUACCUGCAGUCAUGAAUAAUCGAAUACCAUCACCCUAUAAUUACAUGGAUGUCGAUAUCAAUCAAAUAAUUAAUAAUAAUAAUUUAUACUCUGAAGAGGAGGAAGAGGAAGAAGAAGAAGAAGAAGAUGAUGAACAAGAAGAGGAUGAACAACAAGAGUAUGAUGAAGGACAACAACAACAACAACAACAACAACAAGAACAACAAAUGGAAUCAAUUUUAGAAAACUUUGUAGAGGUUACACUUGUACCUUCUGCAGUAUGUGUAUUUGUGUUUUUUGCAACAUGUAUUACAUUCGAUCUUAUUGCAGCCAACAAGACAUUAAGAAAAAAGUUUAUGAUUCAACAAGUAACAGAAACACCUGAAAAGAUCAAAGAGAUGAUCAGUGUGGCAAUGAGAAACCUCUUUGUCGGCAUGAUCAUUUUGUUUUUGUUACAUCCAUUACACAAGCUCAUCAUUACCGUCGGAGAUUAUGAUGUGCUCAAGGAACUUGGUGUAUUAGUAGUCAUGCUCUUUUUGGCAGACGCAGACUUUUAUUGGAGUCACAGACUCUUGCAUCACAAAUACUUUUAUGCCAGUUGUCACAAGCUCCAUCACUCGUGCAAGCAUCCAGUACCAUGGACAAGUCUCUAUGUCGAUUGGGGAGAGUUUUUUAUUGCCAUUCUCUCUAGUUUCUUGGUGCCACUCUGGACUGCCCCUCUACUUGGUCUCCAUCCACACUACUACACCUACAGUUUGUACUUGUUGGUCAUCACCUUUUCAUUGGUCAUGUCACAUGAUGGCAUGGAAUUGCCUUUCCUAUCGGCCACCCAUCAUGACGAACAUCACCUUUUAUUCACUGGUAACUAUGGUUCGAGAAUCGGUCUUUGGGAUGUAUUAUGUUCUACAACAAUCAAAUCUAAAAAAUCAAAUUAA
This is a messenger RNA of Cavenderia fasciculata, 2250 nucleotides long. RefSeq lists its product as uncharacterized. Bases 1 to 2250 code for a protein of 749 amino acids. NCBI's taxonomy places the organism in Eukaryota, Evosea, Eumycetozoa, Acytosteliales, Cavenderiaceae. Gene Ontology annotation, molecular function: C-4 methylsterol oxidase activity; iron ion binding. The record is from RefSeq and is a predicted model, not a curated record. Gene Ontology annotation, biological process: sterol biosynthetic process. The transcript is spliced from 7 exons.